AUGUCCGACCAACUAGAAUCCUUCGCGCAAAUCUACGCAUACCCACCCUUCUCUACCCGCGCACGCACCGAGAAGCUAUGUCGAUCCGUCAUGUCCGACCCGGAGCUCUAUGCUCGCAUCGCGCGAUCCAUGCGUGUCAUCCUUCCUCGCCAACUACUCGCCCCCGAUGAACAAGAUGACGAGCAAAGGCGAAUCAUACGCGAUAGCCUUCGGUACCGUAUCCCCGUGUACUUCGGGCGGAUAUGCUCGCAAUCGUUCAACGAUGAUGUACUUCUGCGUGUAUGCGGGUACACUGCCGCGGAAGGCCACACCAAAAUCCUUCCAAAAUGUCGAUACGUCGUAUGCGGGCGCGUCCUCGCCACCAGUCCCUGUGUAGAUACCCCAAAACCCGCCUACGUCGCGCACGCAUGGGGCAUCAAUUUCGAGACUUCGGGGACGUGGGAUUACAGUCAUUAUAUGGACUCCGAGGGCCGGAUUCUGCGCGAUACGUUUGAAACGACGCAAAGAGAUAUGUGCAGGAUGAUUGUCCGCGCUGGUGAGCAUGCACUGCAUGAUGCUGGUGCGGGCUACGUGGAUCUGUUGGUGCCAAUGAUUGGCAUGGGCGUGUUCAUGCAGGCAUGUCGGAGUAGCGACGAUCGCAGUUGGGCGUUGAAUACGCUGGUGCAGCAGCUCCACUCCGCCGUACACGAAUCCACGGCAGAAGUGCGGGUAAUAUUCUACGGCGACACCCGCAUCAAACCUCUCCCCACAUCCCCCAAAUUCACAGUCAAACUCGGUGGGGAUAUGUUUGCCGACGCCGGCGAGUUGCUAGCGACAUCCGCAUGCGUUUGUGUCGUCAACGCAUGGGACCCCGUGAGUUUCAUCGGCAACGGGAUGGCGCAUGACCGGAGUAUCGACGGAAUGAUUGGCAGCGGGAUGGGUUAUGGGGCGGGGUUUGCCAAUUCGUGUUUUACGCAUAACACGUACCUUAUGCCGGCGGUGUUGGACAGGGAAAACUGGAUUGGGAUGGAGAGCGAGGCUGCGGGUAUGGAGAACGACAACGCAUACCUCGCACCCGCCGACCAUUCACACCUACCCGCUCACUGGCGCGUCGGUGGCGUGUCCGGCUGCAUCGUCAAAUCCCCGGAUCCCUACACCUGGACCCUGCGCGACUCGCAUUACCUCCUAGACCAACAAGGCCACGCAUGGGACGUUUAUUCAACUGACAGACAACACAUCGACUACGUCGUAUCAUGGCAUCGAUUCAACGGCGGCGCAAAUCAACGGUUCGAAAUUGAACAGGGCGGCGUGACCCAUCGGGGUCUUUAUGCCUAUAUCGACGCCGAAAACACUCUCAGGCUCACACCAACCGCAUCCCAAUCCGUCGCUCUGCGAUUCCUCCCCGCUCCUACAGGGCCCACGCCGGCAUUCUGGACACAGCUUCCAGCACAGCUGCCAUACCCGUUAUUCUAUCUCUCUGAGCAGCAAGCGCCCGUCCUUGCGAAUCACCCCGAUCUGGAAGCAUACACCCCUUACCUCCCCUGCUGGGUCCCACAGGCGCUGAUCAGCACCGCCCUCUUCGGGUCCGCCGAAACAGUCGCCCAGACACAGAGGGCUAGGGGGACGGCCUGGGUGUGGGCCACCGAAUUCAGUAACGUGCAUUCCACCUUCGAAUUUACCGAACCGCCCAUCACGGUGGACGGCGAAACAUACCCCGGCGGCCCUGAAGUGUAUUUCCAAUUGAUGAAGUACCACGGCACCCCGGCGUUCGAUCUCGCGCGGCAGGCACUUACACCCGACGCUAACGGGUAUGUCAACCCGUCUGACGCGUUUGCGGUCGGGCUGAGGUGGGCGUUGCGGGAUGAUUGGACGGACGUACGGGAGGGUGUGAUGGAGAAGGCGGUUCGGGCGAAGUUUGAACGGGAGGAAUUGAGGGAGUUGUUGAAAUCGACGGGGACGCAUCCGCUCGUGCAACUGAAACCGGGCGAUGGGUAUUGGGGGACGGGUGGGGAUGGACGUGGGGGGAAUGUGCUUGGGGUUAUUUUGGAGAGGGGGUUGGUCAACAUCUUCAUCCUACUUUGGAUCGACCAGGGGUGGACAUAG
Molecule: messenger RNA, 2082 nt
Organism: Fimicolochytrium jonesii
Lineage: Eukaryota; Fungi; Chytridiomycota; Chytridiomycetes; Spizellomycetales; Powellomycetaceae
Exons: 3
Coding region: 1-2082 (693 amino acids)
Source: RefSeq, a predicted model, not a curated record